CCAGCCCCUCGCCCGCCAGCACCGCCCCCGCUGCGGCGGGCGAGGGGCGGGGGCAGGGCGCGAUGUAUAUAAGGCGAGGGGCGGGCGCCGCUCUUUUGUCUCUUGCUGCAGCUCGGGGAGGAGUAUCAGGCCCUCGGGCUCGGAGCGGAACUCCUGGGAUUGUUUUAAGAAAAUGGCAGACAAGCCGGACAUGGGGGAAAUUGCCAGCUUCGAUAAGGCCAAGCUGAAGAAAACGGAGACGCAGGAGAAGAACACCCUGCCUACCAAAGAGACCAUUGAGCAGGAGAAGCGGAGUGAAAUUUCCUAAGAACCUGGAGGAUUCUCCACCCCCAUCAUCUUCGAGACCCAGUCGUGAUGUGGAGAAAGAACCACCUGCAAGAUGGACAAGAGCGACAAGCUGCACUGUGAACCCAGGCACUCCGUGCCCAUGCCACCGGCCUGUGGGUCUCUGAGGGGACCCCCCCCCAAUCGGACUGCCAAAUUCUCCGGUUUGCCUCGGGAUACUAUAGAAAAUUAUUUGUAUGAUUAAUGAAAAUAAAACACACCUCGUGGCAUGGC
This is a messenger RNA of Manis javanica (Malayan pangolin), 558 nucleotides long. RefSeq names its product thymosin beta 10 (gene TMSB10). NCBI's taxonomy places the organism in Eukaryota, Metazoa, Chordata, Mammalia, Pholidota, Manidae. The record is from RefSeq and is a predicted model, not a curated record. Gene Ontology annotation, biological process: regulation of cell migration; actin filament organization. Gene Ontology annotation, molecular function: actin monomer binding. Gene Ontology annotation, cellular component: cytoplasm.